Messenger RNA from Aureobasidium subglaciale EXF-2481, 393 nucleotides. RefSeq lists its product as uncharacterized. The transcript has 2 exons. The record is from RefSeq and is a predicted model, not a curated record. The coding region runs from base 1 to 393 and encodes 130 amino acids. Lineage: Eukaryota; Fungi; Ascomycota; Dothideomycetes; Dothideales; Saccotheciaceae.
AUGGCUGAUUUCUUCGACAUACCCACUUUGACAUUCCUGGUCUCCACAGUCACCCAACAAAACGUCGCUCUUGACGAAAGGCUCAAAUCGAAAUCCCAAGAGCACAACGACUUCAUCGAGAAGGCCAAAGUAGCUGAAGCCAGUGUCCUCAAGAUUCAAGAAGAUUUGGAGCUUGAGAGACAAGUUUGGAAAGAUGAAAGCCUGAAAUUGAAGGAAGAUCUUCGACUCAAAUCGACUCGACAGGGUAUGCAUUUCAGAAUGAAGAGCCAGUUCGACGACGAAGAAGAAGCCAUCAUUGAUAUUCAUGACGUCGAUGAACCUAUAUCGACCGAAGAAACUCCUUUCCAAGAUGGCCACAUCGACGGUCACGAUCCCGUUGCUGUUCGAACGUGA